Messenger RNA from Malaya genurostris, 1807 nucleotides. Its product is annotated as cytochrome P450 4V2-like. The coding region runs from base 41 to 1540 and encodes 499 amino acids. Lineage: Eukaryota; Metazoa; Arthropoda; Insecta; Diptera; Culicidae. The record is from RefSeq and is a predicted model, not a curated record. The transcript has 5 exons. Gene Ontology annotation, molecular function: heme binding; iron ion binding; monooxygenase activity.
AAUAGUUCGGUCCGAUCUUUGGCACGCGAUCAGGUUCAAAAUGUUGCUUCCGUUGUUACUUUCGAUUAUCGGAACUCUGCUGCUGUUGUAUCUCUACACCAGGGAACUAUUCGGUUCUCGUUUUGCCAACAAAAUCUGUGCCACUUUGCCAGUGCAUCCCGUUUUCGGUCAUAUUUUGUUCUUCAUGGGAAAGUCAUCCGAUCAAGCCUUCUGCUUGGUAAACAAAUACUUCAGCCAAGUCGAUCGUCUCGGGAAACUUUUGACCGGUCCGAAAGCAUUGAUCAUGGUUAAUCAUCCCGAUCUACUGCAGCAGAUACUGACGAGCAGCGAUCUACACGAUAAACCGUUCUUCUACAAGUUCUUUGGGCUUGGCGGUGGACUGAUAACGGAGAACUCUGGUGAGCGGUGGCUUCGCGUGAGAAAGCUCCUGAACCCAACUUUCAACACUAGAAUGCUGACCAGCUACUUACCCAUCAUGGACUUUCGCACUAAGCGGAUGAUUACGAAACUACGAACAAUGGCGGACGGCCAAACGGACGUCAACAUUCUGAAGUUCAUCGGUGAAUGCACUCUGGAAAUGGUCUUCAGCACAACGAUGGGACGCAAUGCACACGAACUGCCCGGUCAACGAGAAUACAUUCAAAAUCUGGAAGUAAUACAGAAUUUGUUGGGAGAAAGAAUUUUGAACGUGAAUCAACAUUUGGAAUUUGUGUACCGAAUGAGUAAGGCAUACAAAAGAGAGCAGAGCUCUCGAGAUUACUGUAACAAAUUCACGGAUAAAAUUAUAGCCGAAAGACGCAAAGAACUCGACAAAUUGUCCGGCAUGGAAACAGAAGAAGACGAAUAUCAUACGAAGAGUUUGAAUUUUUUGGAUGAAGUUCUUGCCAUUCACGAUGAAAAUAAACUUACUUUUUCGGAUCAAGAAAUUUCAGAUCAUUUAUAUACUAUAAUGACGGCCGCCCACGACACAUCGGCUCUGACUGUAGCGUACACUUGCCUAUUAAUGGCGAUGCAUCCGGAUAUCCAGACCAAAGUUCGGAACGAAAUGAAUGAAGUAUUCUUUUCGUCUUCGGUGGACAUUAAUUGUGACAGCCUUAAACAACUGGAAUACACAGAAAUGGUGAUCAAUGAAGUUCUUCGGAUCUGCCCAGCCGUGCCAUUUGUCGCUCGUCAGACAGCCCGCGAGAUUGAACUCGACGGUGUCCGUAUUCCAAAAGGUCAAAUUCUGGUGGUGAACUUCUUUUCCUUGCAUCGUCGGACGGAUAUUUGGGGUUCGGAUCCGGAACGUUUCGAUCCAGAGCGAUUCCGGCCCGAAGCUACCAAGGCGCGACAUCCGUUCGCUUUUCUACCCUUCAGCGGAGGUUUGCGGAACUGCAUCGGCUCACGCUACGCCAAGAAUUCAAUGAAGAUAAUGUUACUGCGGAUUUUACAGAACUUCGAGAUUCAAACCGAUCUAAAGUUCACCGAUCUUAGAUUCAAAUUCGAAAUCACCCUCAAGCUGGCAGGUCCCCACAAUGUUCGGUUGGUGAAAAUAAAUUAGCGUUGUUUUGUAUUCCACAAGUGAGAUAAGUUUAUUUGAAACGAUUUUAUAAAGGCCAUUACUAGUAUUCUCUUUCGAAAUAAUUUCAAUUUCUAUAUGCAAUAAUUAAGUCUAUCUUCAAAUAGGAUCCCAGUUACACCUAUAAAGCAGAAUUACUCGAAAUUUCAAAGUUUAUACUAUCAGAAUCAUAAUUCUGGCUAUCGAAAAAGUUUUCUUAAAAUACAUAUUAAUUUAUUUAUUGCAGAAAUAAAACACGCUCAAUUAUCU